Messenger RNA from Oreochromis niloticus (Nile tilapia), 3931 nucleotides. It is a transcript of the gene cmtr1, whose product is annotated as cap methyltransferase 1. The transcript is spliced from 24 exons. Gene Ontology annotation, molecular function: methyltransferase cap1 activity; nucleic acid binding; protein binding. Lineage: Eukaryota; Metazoa; Chordata; Actinopteri; Cichliformes; Cichlidae. Bases 481 to 2976 code for a protein of 831 amino acids. Gene Ontology annotation, biological process: methylation; 7-methylguanosine mRNA capping. Gene Ontology annotation, cellular component: nucleus; cytoplasm. The record is from RefSeq and is a predicted model, not a curated record.
GCGUCAUUAUUGCGCGUCCUCAGGUAAAGAAGGACCCACGAAGGCUCCAAAAACAACGCGGGCUAAUGUAAACUUCGAAACCGUAUAGUCACUACAAAUCCUCCAUAUAAAUAAACUGUAAUUGGGAAAGCCUGAAGCAUAUACGGAUGUUACGUUCUGUCGAUGCUGUGUUACAACAAAGGAGUGAAGUUUUCCCUCCGAGCUGGUAAAAACGAGCCGGCUAACGGAGCUAGCUAACGACCAAAGCUGCUGUGGCUGCGCAGUUUCGUUUCAGCUGAACUCACCGAAAACACCCAGUAGACCUGCCAAGUCUGUUCACGUUAGCUGACCACAUAUACUUUUUAAAUCGGCAUGGGUCAGUCUGCAAGACACCUGCAGCGAAAGCAGUAGAUAACGGGUCAUAUUUGAAGUUUUUUUUUCCUCACCUUUGAAGAUUUAACGUUUUAUGUCCAGUCCUGGUAACGCAGGCUAACAGCCGUGAUGAAGAGACGAGCCGAUGUGUCUUUUGCAUCACUUCAUGGGACAAAGAGGCAUCGUGAUGACAGCAGUUCAGAUGACGAGUCAAGACUAUCCCGUCAAGACUCUAGUCAAAAUGACUCCCUUAGUGACCAGGAGGAUCAAAGACCCGGGUUCUCGAUGCCCUCCAUAUCAUCAUCAUCAUCAUCCUUUGAUACCCAGGACAACGACGCCCCCUCGCAAGCCGCCUCCAAGUUCGCUAUGUACAACAGUGUGUCACAGAAGCUCAUGGCCAAAAUGGGCUUCAGAGAGGGCGAGGGUUUGGGUAAGUUUAACCAAGGACGCAAGGAGAUCGUGGAGGCUUCUACUCAGCGAGGGAGAAGAGGUCUGGGUCUCACGCUGCAGGGUUUCCAGGGAGAACUUAAUGUUGACUGGCGCGAUGAACCCGAGCCCAGUGCUGUCGAAAAGGUUGAUUUUUUCCCAGAGUGCACCACAGAGAUCCCAGACGCUGAUGAGCUUAGCGACUGGAUGAUCCAGGGACCGAGAAAACUUAAAAUUGAGGAUGAGACUGAGUUUUGCACAGAAGAUCUUUUGCACACUCUUCUACGAUGCAAAUCAGUAUUUGAUGACCUGGAGGGCGAGGAGAUGAGGAGAGCGCGGACACGCUCCAACCCUUAUGAGACUAUUAGAGGAGGUAUCUUUCUCAACAGAGCAGCUAUGAAAAUGGCCAACUUGGACUACUGUUUCGACCAUAUGUUCACCAACCCAAAGGAUUCCCAAGGGAGACCUCUGACGAAGGACCGCGAGGGCGAGCUUCUUUACUUUGGUGAUGUGUGCGCAGGACCUGGAGGCUUUUCAGAAUAUGUGCUGUGGAGAAGACGCUGGCAUGCCAAGGGCUUUGGCAUGACGCUGAAAGGACCCUGCGACUUCAAGCUGGAAGAUUUUUAUGCAGCACCGAGCGAGCUGUUCGAGCCUUAUUAUGGUGAGGGAGGCGUGGAUGGUGACGGUGACAUCACUCGGCCUGAAAAUGUGACUGCCUUCCGAAACUUUGUCAUGGAGAGCACGGAGAGGAGAGGGCUUCAUUUCCUCAUGGCAGAUGGGGGCUUCUCCGUGGAAGGCCAAGAGAACCUCCAGGAGAUCCUGAGCAAACAGCUGCUGCUUUGUCAAUUCCUCACUGCAAUUUCUACACUCAGGACGGGUGGCCAUUUUGUCUGUAAGACUUUUGACCUCUUCACUCCCUUCAGCGUGGGUUUGGUGUACCUGCUCUACCUCUGCUUCGAGAGGAUCUCGCUCUUCAAACCUGUCACCAGCAGGCCUGCAAACUCUGAGAGGUACAUUGUGUGCCGUGGCCUGAAACCUGGCUCAGACGCAGUCAGGGAAUACAUGUUCAGAGUCAACCUGAAGCUGAACCAGCUGAGGAACACGGACAGAGACGUUACAGAGGUGGUUCCGCUGAAUAUCAUCAAGGAUGACACUGACUUCUACCAGUUUAUGGUCAACUCCAAUGAGAGCCUUUGUGCAGUCCAGAUCAAGGCCUUGGCUAAGAUCCACGCUUUUGUUGUAGACUCGAAUCUCUCAGAGACGAGGCAAGCUGACAUCAGGAAGGAGUGUUUGAAGCUCUGGGGAGUCCCAGACAAGGCCAGAGUCGCUCCUACUUCGUCAGACCCAAAGUCAAAAUUCUAUGAGCUGAUUAAGAGCCCAGACGUGGAGUCGUUCCAGUGUAAGCCGACUCCUCUCAACUCCACCACACUUGAAAAGUUGCGCCAUGUCCUGGACUACAGGUGCAUUGUGGGAGGUGGAGAGCAGAUCUUUCUUCUAGCGCUGGGGAAGUCUCAGAUUUACACCUGGGAUGGGAAAAUGCCUGUGCGCUGGAGGAAAAUGGAGAAUUUCAAGCUGGAGCUGCCAAGAGAUACACUUCUAAGUGUAGAGAUUGUCCAAGAACUAAAGGGCGAGGGCAAAGCUCAGCGCAGAAUCAACGCAGUUCAUGUAAUGGAUGCACUAAUACUGAACGGCACUGAUGUAAGAGAUCAGCACUUCAACCAGCGGAUCCAGAUGGCUGAGAAGUUUGUGAAGGCGGUGGCUAAACCCAGCAGACCAGACAUGAACCCCAUCAGAGUGAAGGAGGUUUACAGGCUGGAAGAAAUGGAGAAAAUCUUUGUCAGACUAGAGAUGAAAGUGACGAAGAGCUCAGGAGGCGUCCCGCGUCUGUCCUACACAGGAAGAGAUGACAGACACUUCCUUCCCACGGGCCUCUACAUCAUCAAGACUGUCAAUGAGCCAUGGACAAUGGCGUACAGCAAAAACUCCAAGAUGAAGUUCUUUUAUAAUAAAAUAACCAAGGAGUCGACCUAUGCAAUGCCACCGAACUCUGCUGCUCCUUUCCACGUAUGCCACUCCGAGCGGCUCUUCUGGGCCUGGGUGGAUGGGGUUAUAGUUCAUGAUUCUCAGACCAGAGUGGACCCUGAGAAACUGUCCAAAGGUGACGUGCUGGACUUCAUACACCAGCAUUACCAGCCCUGAAAGACUCCCAGUCACAAGGCUUCGUCAGCUGCAGACUGUACGCUGAGUGCGCCGGGUUGUGAAGCCUUGGCAAAGGGUGCAAUGCAGUUCACUAAUCGUCAUUUCAUUUAACAAUCAAAGGACGGUUAUUAAAAUGACUUUACAGCUGAUUGUUUUUAUGAAUCCAAUGCUUACUGUCUCGUUAAAUAUCAAUAAACUGCUUUGAAGGUACCUCCAUGUUAUCUUGUUAUCAGGUUGGAGUUGUUUGCUGCUGUUUUUAGCAGUGACAUGUCCUCGUAAAACUGAUGUUUGACAGACCGGUCUAUUUUUCAGUCUUUUCCACUUCCUUUGACUCGACCUUUGAUUUUGAAUUGUAAUGAGGAGCAUUGCCUUAUAGGACAACAUGGAGACAAAGGUGUUUGCUGUGCCCUAUAGAUUCAGUUUCUCCAGUUCCUCCUCAAUGCCACUCUUGUUUUUGCGCACACCGCAUUAGCAGUGACAGAUAGGGUCACAAGGUUAAACAAUGAAUCCACAUCUGUAAUUAUUCUUUCUCACUGCUGGAAGCAUGACUGGUCUUCUAAAGAAAACACAAGGGUCUGUUUGCCUCAUCUUUACGCUAACAGUGUCCUGGUGCUUUCCCUUGCAAAACUGUGUAGCAUGUAAAUCACCCUUUAAGUCGUUCUCACAGUCAUUUCAACGUGCAUUCAGAGAUGGAGCAGCUCUCUCCUUUCCACACUUCUCUGUCAUCUAGACUGCGUGAGUGAAAUUUGGAAGGUGUCCCCUUUAGUUUUGAGGUUGUUUGUAGCCCACCUGCUCUUUAAAAUUGUGCCUCCAUAUCUUCUAGUUGUGUCUGGUUUUUGUUUUGUUUUUUUUAAUGCUGCAAAUGAGUUAUUUUUCUGGUGUAAAUUUAGCUCUCAAUCUCUUUGAUGUAAAUAUUAAUAAAUAAAUAAAUGGGAGACGCUUUUCCCACAAUAUA